Zalophus californianus (California sea lion) is the source of this 8399-nucleotide messenger RNA. It is a transcript of the gene DDX56, whose product is annotated as DEAD-box helicase 56. Bases 72 to 1709 code for a protein of 545 amino acids. The record is from RefSeq and is a predicted model, not a curated record. Gene Ontology annotation, molecular function: RNA helicase activity; ATP binding; nucleic acid binding. Gene Ontology annotation, cellular component: nucleolus. Lineage: Eukaryota; Metazoa; Chordata; Mammalia; Carnivora; Otariidae. The transcript has 14 exons.
UGGUGGUGGCGUCCCACGCGCCGUCGCGCCCUUCCUGCCGUGUGUGCGCGCUGUCCCGGCAGAGUCGCGGCAUGGCGGACCCGGAGGCGCUGGGCUUCGAGCACAUGGGUCUCGACCCCCGGCUCCUGCAGGCCGUCGCCGACCUGGGCUGGUCGCGACCCACGCUGAUCCAGGAAAAGGCCAUCCCGCUGGCCCUGGAGGGGAAGGACCUGCUGGCUCGGGCGCGCACGGGCUCGGGGAAGACGGCCGCGUAUGCCAUUCCCGUGCUGCAGCUGCUGCUCCACAGGAAGGCGACAGGCCCUGCAGUAGAGCAGGCUGUGAGAGGGCUUGUCCUGGUGCCCACCAAGGAGCUGGCGCGGCAGGCCCGGUCCAUGAUCCAGCAGCUGGCUGCCUACUGCGCUCGAGAUAUCCGGGUGGCUGACGUCUCUGCUGCGGAAGACUCAGCCUCUCAGCGAUCUGUGCUGAUGGAGAAACCCGACGUAGUCGUGGGGACCCCAUCGCGCAUCUUGAACCACUUGCAGCAGGACAAUUUGGUCCUGCGAGACUCCCUGGAGCUGCUGGUGCUGGAUGAGGCCGACCUUCUGUUCUCCUUUGGAUUCGAGGAAGAACUCAAGAGUCUGCUCUGUCAUCUGCCCCGGAUUUACCAGGCUUUUUUGAUGUCGGCUACCUUUAACGAGGACGUCCAGGCACUCAAGGAGCUGGUACUCCAUAAUCCAGUGACUCUCAAGCUGCAGGAGUCCCAGCUGCCGGGGCCAGACCAGCUGCGGCAGUUCCAGGUAGUCUGUCAGACAGAGGAAGAUAAAUUCCUGCUGCUCUAUGCCCUGCUCAAGCUGUCAUUGAUCCGCGGCAAGUCCCUGCUCUUUGUCAACACUCUGGAGAGGAGUUACCGGCUGCGCCUGUUCCUGGAGCAGUUCAGCAUCCCCACCUGCGUGCUCAACGGAGAGCUCCCGCUGUGCUCCAGGUGCCACAUCAUUUCACAGUUCAACCAGGGCUUUUACGACUGCGUCAUAGCGACUGACGCCGAAGUCCUGGGGGCUCCGGUCAAGGGCAAGCGUCGGGGCCGAGGAUCCAAAGGGGACAGGGCCUCUGAUCCGGAGGCAGGCGUGGCCCGGGGCAUAGACUUCCACCACGUGUCUACUGUGCUCAACUUUGACCUUCCCCCCACCCCUGAGGCCUACAUCCAUCGAGCUGGCAGGACGGCACGCGCCAACAACCCGGGCAUGGUUUUGACCUUCGUGCUGCCCACUGAGCAGUCCCACCUGGGCACGAUCGAGGAGCUUCUCAGCGGAGAGAACGGGGCCCCCGUACUGCUUUCCUACCAGUUCCGCAUGGAGGAGAUUGAGGGCUUCCGCUACCGCUGCCGGGAUGCCAUGCGCUCAGUGACCAAACAGGCCAUUCGAGAGGCGAGGUUGAAGGAGAUCAAGGAGGAGCUUCUGCACUCAGAGAGGCUCAAGACGUACUUUGAAGACAACCCCCGGGACCUCCAGCUGUUGCGGCACGACCUGCCCUUGCACCCUGCCGUGGUGAAGCCUCACCUGGGCCACGUCCCUGACUACCUGGUCCCCCCCGCUCUGCGUGGCCUCGUCCACCCUCACAAGAAGCGGAAAAAGCUGGCCUCCAGGAAAGUCAAGAAGGCCAAGACCCAGAAUCCCCUGCGCAGCUUCAGGCACAGAAAAGAGAGAAGCAGACGCACAGCCGUGCCUUCCUGAGGUCGUCCGCGCAGCCUCGCUGGCUCCCAGGGCCCCUUCCCAGGCUGAGCGCCGAGCAGGGUGCGGGCGCCGGCUUCCCACCCUGGCUGGACUGGAUUCCGGAGCAGGCCCGUGGUGCUGCCCUGCUCGCCUAAUAGACUCCAUCCGUCCUGACUCAGGCUUCCUGCAAGUAGGAAGGGAUGCCCAUCCCUGGGAACCUUGGGAAUUAAAGUGCUUCCGGGAGGUUUUCUGCGUUGUGUGUGUGGCGGCUGCCUGGCCGGCAGAGGUCAGCUGUGAGGCGCUCCCGCAGCUCGUCUGGGUCUCUGGCCCAGCCCACUGCCGGCCAGACUGACCGACCUCCCUCCCCCGGAGCUUGGAGACCGUGAGCCUUCCCAGCUAGGAGCCCCAUACCUCCACAUCCAAAUCUGGGCGCCUCUGCACCCGAGCCAGGGGGACUGGCUCCUGUGUUCCCGCCCCACCCCCUGUAGGCAUAUUUGUGUGUUCCGUACAUGCGGGCGUGGUGGUGAGAUGCGUGCGCUCGCUGUUGGAUGCUCCUUACUGAGCCAGCAGGUCCCGGUUUGAGAAGGCGGGGGUCUCGAGGGGGCGGAGUCCUGGCAUUACUGUCACCUGCUUAUGGGCAUCGUGAGGAGGCUGUGCUUCUGCUUGCUGUUCGGGUGUGAUAGCGCUUGGGGUAGGUGAGGUUUCGAUGUUUCCCGCUCCUGUGGUGUUUGAGGGUUUCUGGGUAGCCGCGGUUUACAACGGUGUUGCUCAGGCGGGGCUCUGCUAGCAAGCCCGGGUGGGCCACUGGGGUUCCAGCAGGCCUGGAGCCGCCAGGCUGCUGGGCUUCAGUCCCCCGUGGACCGUUCCACCUGCUCUGUGAGGCAGGCGAGGAGCUGAGGCCUGGCCGUGAGGUCAGCCUUCUCCCUCAUGGUUCUAGGUCCUCUGGCCCCGCCACCUCCAGGUGCUCCCGGCCAGGGGGCUUGUGUCCCAGAACCAGUCCAGAUCCAGAUGCAGGAGAGUUGGGGGCCAAGGGGACCCGUCUGGGCCUUUGUCCCCGCCUGUGGAUGGAGCUGGGGCUGUGUACCCAUCACCCUUAACAAGCCCCAGACAAGGGUAUCCCACAUUCCUAGGCUCAGAGAAGUUCCCCGGUGCACUGAGCUCACCAGGCCAGUGAGGGCUGGUGGGUGGGGCCCCGCUGUCCACCCCCGCAGGGGCCUAGCUGACAUGGCUGGCAUUGUCACCAACACGGGCAGGUCCUAUCUGAGGCCCUUGGGAAGCUGGGCUGUGCCUGUGAUCCCCUCCCCAAGCUAUUACAGGCCCCUACACUUGGUAGGGUCUGACCUGGCUAGGCGGUGGAGAGGGUGGUGUGUGUCUGCGCCCUGACCCCACAGAAGGAGGGUGUCCAGGGGCCUAGACAUCUCAUUCAAUCCCCACCCCACCCUGGGGAUAGGCCUCACUGUGUCCAUUUACUUAAUUUAUAUAUGGGAAAACUGAGGUCUCCAGGGACUGGACUUGUCCAUCUGAUGCACACCCAAACUAGAGCCGGACAGGCCCUGCAUGGGAGGGGCACCGUGGGCCUGGAAGGGGUGGGGUAGGGUGAACCUACUCGAAGCUCGAAGUGAAGGUUCCUGGUGGGAAGGCUGGCCGGUGACCACCUCCCCCCCACCCCUGCUGGCAGAGUCACACCCACACGGAAGCCUGAGUGGGUGCUGCUGUUCAGGGAGGCAAGGGGCUUUAGGGGAUUGAGAAUCAGGCCUUGGAUGCACCCAAGCUGUGGACUCCAAAGGCUAGGGCCUGCCAGGUGCCGGCGCUGAGUGGGGGCAGGAGGGGUGCGGGGUGCCUGCAGCCAGCGCACAGAAGGGGACCAGCAUGUACAAAUACUCCAGGUGGGAGGGGGGCGCCCAGCCCAUCUGAGGACGAAAGGAAUCAAAAGUGGUCGUCACCAAAAUAGGUAAAGGCUAAAAAAUUGACUUAUUUCAGAGAUAACACAGUGACAUGUAAAAAAUUCAGAAGAUAAACAAACGAGCAGGUGGUUUUCAAGCAGAGAAGCGCCGUGAUCAGAUAGGCCAGCAGCCGCGGUGAUAACGGAUGGAGGAACACUGUGUUCCUAGAAACCUCUGGACCCAGAGCACGAAGCGCUCAGGUGCAUUUCUGACUAGCUAAGCCCUGCAUCUGCUGAGGAUCAGUGACUCAGGGGCGCUUGCUGCUCUAGGCACUUUGGUCUCCGGGGGCAGUGGCAGACAAUCAGGUGGAAUUCGUGCAGGGAGGCGCCCCUGCCAAAUGCUUGCGCCCUCUCCCUACCCCGCCACCGGGAGGAAGUGCCAGGAUGUCCUGCCUCGCCAGUCUGUGGUGUGGAUCACAGCCAUGUGUACCUUGGAAAGCGAAGCAGCGCUCAUCCACUGGGGAGGGGGCCAGGCACUGCUGGGCAGACACCCUCUCAGGACAGCAGCUCUGUCUGUUCAACCACCAGCCCACCCGCAGUCCCCGCAGCCAAACUGGGAGCAGCCACGUCGGCAGCUCUUCAGUGUGCUAGCCCGGCCUGGCUACCAGGGAGGCCCCUCACUUGUCUUGGCUUCUUCCUGGGGUCUCAUCUGUGAGCGGGGUGAAGUGACCUGUGCCAGCGAUCCUGUGUUGGGCCACACCAUGAGGUCAGGCAGCCUCAGCGCCCCCGCGGGUGGCUCUGUGCAGGGUGCCCCUCCAACUUCAGUGCACGUCCCAGUCAUAGAGGCCUGUGCUUACGGUGCGGGUCCUGGCCAGCAGGUCCUGGGCAGGGCCCCUGCCAGGGGAGGCCUGAAUGCCUACAACACCCACCCCAUUCUACAGAUUGAGAAGCUGAGGCUCACAAAAAGCAAGCCAGGCCAGUGCCACCCGGCUGAGGGACAGAGUGGGCGGGUACUCAGAUCUGUGGACGCCACUCUGGAACCCUAGGUGAGCGAGCUCCGCUCAGCCCUGUCCCAUCCCUUCUCUGAGCCUCAUCUUCCUCUGUGAGAUGCAAUGAUGAAGGGUGUCACUUUUUAGCGUAAGUAUGUCCUGUGCAGUAUUUGUGAUACACUAAAAAAUUAUUCAUUGUUUAUCUGAAAUUGAAAUCUGGAUGGGUGAUCUGCUUCUUGGCUAAAUUUGUACGCUCUCUUGCUGGGGUGUGGCCUCCUCCAGCGAGUCUUGCUGACUCCCCGCCUGGGCUGGACACCCUCUUCUUUGUGUCCGUAAUACUGCCUUGACCCCACGACGCUCGUCUCUGGGCUGCUGUCCACCCUGGCCGGCGAGGCCUGGAGGCAGGGGCCAUGCCAAGUGCCUUGCUGCCCAGCCGGGACUCCUAAAAGGAUCAAGCUCUUCCCUGAGACUAUCCCUGGUGCCUGAGGCUCUUAACUAUUUCCAGUUAAGAGGAAAAAGAUGAAAAGGAUGUACUGACCAGGCUGGACUCUGCCCCCUGACACAACAGCCUGGACGCACCCUACAUGUCCCCUCUGUGACUCAGAGUGGAGACUGUGGGGCUGCCCCAGGCUGGGGCUGGUUGCCAAGGUUGUUGGUUUCUGGUGAAGUCAGAGGCCCAUCCCUUCCUACACUCAUCUGCUCCCUGGACAGGGGCGGUUCCCCCACCUGUGGACCCUGCUUCAGACCCCUUCUUGGGGCUCCUUUGGGUCCUACAGCUCACCAUCUGACUCAUCGGCCCCAGAUUAGGAAGUGCAGAGGUGGUGGUGCCCAGAGGGACCACCAUGGACAGGGGCCCCCAUGAAGACACCCACCCAACUCACAGGGCUGGUAAGAACAUGAGGAGCCACAUGAUGCUUGUCAAGUAGAGAAUAAGCAUCUAGGUUCAGCUUUCCAGACCUUGUCCCCACUUGGCCUGGACACCUGGCUCCAAUCCUGACAGCCCCCACUUGGUGGUCUGGCCUCUGUGUUCUUAGCCCUGCCCACAUCUUGGCGUAUUGAGAUCUAAGAUCUUUUCUGGGUCCUGGAGGUGGGCCAGAGGUGCUUAGGGAGGCAGCAGUGAGGGGCAGAUUGGGCUGCCCACCUGUCCCUUCCAGGGAGCCCUUGGGAGUGAUCUGGGGUCUUGUCCAUGGAGGAGUUCUAUAAAGCAGACUGCUGGCCUCAGGCCUGGGUCACCCUCUCCAUGGGCCUGCAGGCCCUUCCCCACCUCAGCAGGGCCUGGAGAAGCAGCUUCCCAAGAUGUCCCCACCAAGAAGCAGGGACAAAGGACCCGACAGCCUGAGUGCUGCUGAGCUCCAGGGACAAACAAUCUAAUGUGUUCACUGAAAUGUGUAGAUUGGACCCUUCUAUGUAUUAAGGAUCCCUGCCCCCUGGAACCAGGAACUUAGCCUCCAGGAGCAAAACACACAGAAGGCAACAGGUGAAGUGCCGUGAUGGCUGGAGCAGGGGAAGCCAUCUGGGCUCUGGGGUGGUGAUUGAGGUCCCCGCCCAACCCCCACUGAUGGAGGAUUUGGCGUGAGCGGUGAAGGACUGGCAGGAUUUGGGAAAACUUGGUGGGGGUCACAGCAAAGCUGGGAGGAAGGGACCAGCAGGGUUGCAUGGAGAGCAGUGAGCAGAUUAGUGGGCUUAGCAAACACUUCCAUAGGCCUGUGGUUCUUGGGACGCCCCGGGGGCCUCAGGGGGUUAAGCAUCUGCUUUCAGCUCAGGUCAUGAUCCCAGGGUCCUGGGAUGGAGCAGGGGGCCCGCUUCUCCCUCUGCCUGUGGCUCCCCCUGCUUGUGUGUGCGCGCUCUCUCUGGCAAAUCAAUCAGUAAAAUCUUAAAAAAAAGUGGGAGGACAGUGCUUCUCAACCAGGGGUGUUACGCGUUUGCAGGGCAUCUGGCAAGGAGCGGAGGCAAUUUAGGUGGUCCCUCUGGGGGGCGGUGCCACCGACGUGUACUGGGCAGAAGCCAGGGAUGCUGCUAAAACCCUCUGGAUGCCCAGAGCAAGCCCCGCGCAGGGACACCUGGCUGGGGAGGUUGAGGGCCUGCAGAGCAAUGGUAGCGGGUGCGCUGGAAGCCAGGCGGGAGGGGGCGGCGGUCUCCCCGCAUGUGACUUCGGAGUGCACACAGCUGCAGUGACAGACGCCAGAUGGCAGGCGGACACGAGGGCUGGCUUCUUUCUCAGGUGUCCGGAAGGCUGCAGACCGUCACUAUGCCAUCAGAGGCCCAAGUUCUUCCAUCUCAUUUGCCAUCUUUUUUUUUUUUAAAGUGGUAAAAUAUAUAUAAAAUAAAAUGUAUUGUCUUUUAUCAUUUUAAGUGUGCGGUUCCAUGGCAUUAAGCACACUCAUGUCGCUGUGCGGCCUCACCGUCUGUGUCUAGAAUGUUCUCAUCUCCCCAAACAAGCUCUGUCCCCUUGAAACACUAGCUCCCCGUGCCAACCCCUGGCACCCCCCACUCUGCUCUCUCUGUGGAUCUGACCGCUCUGGGGACCUCAUGCACAUGGAGUGUCCUUCUGUGACCUGCUCUUUGCACUCAGCCUCACGUCUUUGAGGUCCAUCCGUGUAGGAGCUUGUGUCAGAACUUCAUUCUGUUUUGUGGCUGGGUAGUAGUCCGUGGCAUGUGUACGCCACAUUUUAUCCCCUCAACUGUUGACAGCCACCUGGCUUGUCUCUGGCUUUCGGCUGUUGUGAAUAAUGCUGCCACGAAUGUUCUAUGUUGAACCUUUUAAGGACCUGCCACACUGCGUUGCCACCAGCAGUGUGUGAGGGCUCCCCUUUCUCCAUGUCCUUGACAACGCUUAGUAUCUUCCAUUGCUUUAGUAACAGCCGGCCUGAUGGGUGUGAGGCAGUGUCGCCCUGUGAUUUGAUUUGCAUUAUCCUCAUGACUAAUGAUGCUGAGCAACAUUUCACAUGCUCACUGUCUUCUCUGGCAAGAAGUCUGUUCAAGUCUUUUGCCCGUUUUUAAACUGAGUGGGUUGUUUGGCUGUUGAAUUUCAGGUCUUCUUUAUAUAUUCUGGAUAUUAAUCCCUUAUCAGAUAAGUGUUUUGCAAAUGUUUUCUCCCGUUUUGUGGGUUACCUUUGCAUUUUCUUGAUGGUGUCAUCUGAUGCACAAAGCACUUCAACUUUGAUGAAUUCUAAUUUAUUUUUUCUUUUGCCUGUGCUUUUGAUAUCCUAGCAUAGAAACUAUUGCUAAAUUCAGCAUCAUGAAGACAUCCCUUAGGUUUUCUUCUCAGAGUUUUAUAGUUUUACCUCUUUCAUUUAGAUCUUGAUCUGUUUUGAGGUAGAUUUUGUCUGGGGUGAGAGGUAACAAUCCAACCUCAUUCUUCUGUAUAUGAACAUCCAGUUUUCCCAGCACCUUGUGUUGAAAAGCCCAUCCCUGGUCUAUAUGUCUGUCCUUCCAGUGCCACACUAAUUUUGAGAACUGUAACUUUGUAGUAAUUGUUGAAACAGGAAGUAUGAGUUUUCCAACUUUGUUCUCGUUUGUCAAGAUUGUUUUGGAUGUUUGGGGCACCUCAGGUUUCCAUAUGCAUUUCUGCAAAAGUGUCCUUGGGAUUCUGAAAGGAACGGCAUCGAAUCUGUAGAUCACUUUGGGUGUCUGGACAUCUUAACAAUAGGUCUUCCAGUCAAGGAACAUGAGAUGUCUUUCCAUCAUUUGUGCCUUCUUUAAUUUCUUUCGUGAUGUUUUGUAGUUUUCAGUGUAUAAGUAAUUUACCUCCUUGAAUUUAUUCCUAAGUAUUUGAUUCUCUUUGAUGCUAUUGCAGAUGGAAUUCUGUUCUUUUUUUUUUUUUAAGAUUUUAUUUAUUUG